Trichomycterus rosablanca is the source of this 1112-nucleotide messenger RNA. RefSeq names its product GRAM domain containing 2Aa (gene gramd2aa). NCBI's taxonomy places the organism in Eukaryota, Metazoa, Chordata, Actinopteri, Siluriformes, Trichomycteridae. Bases 72 to 1112 code for a protein of 346 amino acids. Gene Ontology annotation, biological process: regulation of store-operated calcium entry. The record is from RefSeq and is a predicted model, not a curated record. Gene Ontology annotation, cellular component: extrinsic component of cytoplasmic side of plasma membrane; organelle membrane contact site; endoplasmic reticulum membrane. The transcript is spliced from 11 exons. Gene Ontology annotation, molecular function: phosphatidylinositol-4,5-bisphosphate binding.
UGUAUGCUGCCAGGCCUGAGGAGCCCGAUCCACGGGGAUCAACCUCAUACAGUCGCAAGUGUUCCAACACCAUGAGUGACCAGGCUGAGGAUGUGAACUUAUUAACUCAUCAAGGAGUGUCAGAGGCCCCAAAAGAGGAGGAUGUACCCAGUGCACCACACUUCAGGGAACAACUUUUUGAUGACUCGUCCUUUGAAGAUGUCAAGAAGUGCUACAGAGGAUCUAGCUCCCGGCCGUCGAGAGACAAAAGUAGGCUGCAGGGAAGCUGUAUGCAGGAGUUCAUCUCUCUUCCGCCGGCAUCCUCUUCUUCCCAGGGAGGCAGCAAGUACAACUCUCAGUACCACAAACUCUUUCAGAACGUCCCCAAGGAGGAGAUCCUAAUGAAGGUGUACUCAUGUGCUCUGCUGAGAGACAUCCUGCUGCAAGGCCGACUCUACAUCUCUAAAAACUGGCUGUGUUUCUACGCCAAUCUUUUUGGCAAAGACAUCAAGGUGGCAAUUCCUGUGGUGUCAGUUCGGCUGGUGAAAAAGCACAAGACAGCGGGUCUCGUCCCCAAUGGCCUGAUUAUAACUACAGACAGCAGUCAAAAGUAUGUGUUUGUGUCUUUGCUGUCCAGAGACAGUGUGUAUGAUGUACUGCGACAGAUCUGCACACACUUGCAGGUAAAUGGCAAGAAGACUCUCAGCUUUAAGCAGUACAUGGAGGAGCCUAAUUAUUUAUCUCUGGAUGAGUUUCCGGUUCCUGACGAGUACCCAGUAGCCGUGACUGAGUUUACACCAGUGCUGAAGUGGAGGAGAAAACCUUCAGUAGCAUCUGUGUCCUCCUCACUACCUGAUCUACUGGGAAACUCCACCAGCAGCCUGAGUGCUGUGGACACUUCGUUUCAGUCCAGUGAGCCUCUGCAGGAAAGAGCUCUAGAAGCCGAAAAGAUCCUUCUCACAGAUCCUGUACCAGAACUGGGGCAGAUGGAAUACCAGCUGCUAAAGUUCUUCAUCCUGCUAAUUAUCCUUCUCAUCCUGUCGUCCUGUUACUUGGCAUUUCGAGUGUGUAGUCUGGAACAGCAGCUUUCAUUUCUCAGCAGUAGAGCAGCACUUCACCUGCACGAAAGGUGA